Molecule: messenger RNA, 2401 nt
Organism: Chilo suppressalis (striped riceborer)
Lineage: Eukaryota; Metazoa; Arthropoda; Insecta; Lepidoptera; Crambidae
Source: the annotation of a GenBank genome assembly
AUAGAAUCAGUCCAGAGCAUGCUUUGCUGAACACGCGUCGUUUUCUUGAUCACUCGAAAGUGAGGUUACGGUAUUUUUUAUUCUAGAAUUUUGGAAAAGGAACAAUCGUGGCGAAAUUAAUGGAUGUGAUUGUAAUAGGCUGCGGUGCUUCGGGCGUCGCGGCCCUACGUCGCCUGCACGAUGCUGGGCUCAAGGUCUUAGGCCUGGAGGCGGCGGGACGAAUCGGUGGCAGGGUACAUACUGUCCCGUUUGGCGCCAAUGUUGUAGACAUAGGAGGAGCGUGGUGCCACGGAGAAAAAGAUAAUAUAGUGUAUGAAAUUGCGAAUCCACUCAACCUAUUGGGCAGACCAGAGCCAGAAGAGCAUUGGUACUUACUAUCCAACGGAGGUUUUGCACCAGACACAGUGGUCAAAGAUAUGAUCAGUGCGGUGGCGGAGUCUGUUACCGAAGCCAAGAAAGAAGGGACCACUUCGAUAGCCGAAUGUGUUAGUCAAGCAGCAGAAUCAACGGAAAUCCUGAAAAGUUCGGAUUUAACACCUCCACUCAUUGAAUGGUACGCGAGAGCUAACCAUCUCGGGGGUGAAGAAGACCCCAAGAAGGGCAAGUCUUUGAAGGGUUUGGUCGAAAAUUGGGUAUGCGAAGGAGAGCCAAUGCUCAACUGGAAAGGAAGAGGAUACAAGACUAUACUAGACGUAUUACUGAACCGAUAUCCCGAUCCAUCCAAAGAGGUGCCCGUCGAAAUCCUACUGAACAAAGAGGUGGACAGCAUCAGAUGGGGCACGCAUCAGUUCGGGAACGAUUCCAGCAACCCUCUAGUCCACGUAUCUUGCAAAGACGGCAGUUUAUUCAUGGCGAAGAGCGUCAUCAUCACUGUGUCAUUGGGAGUGUUGAAAGAAAGGCACCAGGAGCUGUUCAAGCCACCAUUGCCGACCAACAAAAUCACUGCCAUAAACAACCUUGAGUUAUGUAUCCUUGACAAAAUAUACGUUGAGUUCACUGAAGCAUGGUGGUCCAAAUCUACAGCACAAUUCAAUAUUCUAUGGCGGGACCAAGACAAAGCGAAAUUUUCAGACAUGAAAUGGGUGACAUUAAUAUUUGGCGCCAAUACUGUAGCGAAUCAACCUAAUGUUCUACUGUUCUGGUUGUACGGUGUUGGGGCUAAGGAAAUGGAGCAAGUGAGCCAAGAAGACGUAGAGAAAGGCAUUGGGAUGCUACUCAAACUGUUUAUGGAGAAUUUUGAUGUAACCCCGGUUAAGAAAGUUCUGAGAUCGCAAUGGGCGUCGGAUCCUUUAGUUCGCGGCGCGUAUUCUUACCGCAGCGUAAGCACAGAAAUGAACGGAGGCAGCGCCACAGAUCUGAGCGAGCCCCUGUACCACGACGGCUCGUUCCCUGUCGUCUGCUUCGCGGGAGAAGCGACAUCGCACCACCGACAUAACUCGGUACACGGGGCCGUCGAAGCUGGCUUCAGGGAGGCCGAUAGACUUAUUGAAAGCUUCAAGAAGUUGUAGGAAUGAAAUGAUGGAUUUUACAAUUUUAUAUACAUAGGUAUUAGGUUCGAUUUUCUAGCGAUAUACGUAGGAGGUCCUUCAUCUUGUGAUGUUCUUAGCACCUUUUUAUCUUGAGCUUCCCCUCCAGGUUUCCCUGGUGGUACGUGGUGGGAAGUUCUACCAACUGGCAAAGGUCGUAGAAUUACACAUCGAUCGAGAUUUUGGCAACUAAAUGUUCCUUUCUUUCUUUCUAAGAACCGAAAGACCUUUCGAGUUUUUUACAGUUAAUGAAAGAUAUCUAAUUUAAUGCAUUGAAAAAAAAUCUCUACACAAAUAUCAACACAUGCAUGCGUACUGCAUACAUACAGCUGUCUAAAAAUGCAUUUAAAGAAAUCACAUACGAGUACAUAGCCGAUUCUAAUGCCGUUACCUUAUACAACCUUAUGCAAGGAUAAAUUAUAAAGACCCUCAAAAAAGAUUUUAAUGAACAUAACAAAAUUUCCAUUUUACCUACGACCACUCUCAGUGACAUCAACUAAUUUUAAAGUUUGAUAAAAGUUGAUGCUGCCUCUCUUUGCAAUGGCAGUAAAAUAGAACUGCCGUCACUUUAAAAACUUUGUUAAACAGAAAUAUUUUUUACUUUCUUAUUUAUUUAUGAUUAUUAUGCGUAUUUUUUUUUAGGAUAUUUUAAUUAUGAUCCUUUUAGUAAAAAUCGUUGUUUUACUUAUAUUUGAUUUCCUUCUCCAUCGAAUCAAAACGAGAAUUGUUAACUAUUUUCGUAUAUUGUUGUUAUUUUAUAUCUUUUUUGAUGUAUAAAUAAAACAAUGAGUUUUCUUAAAUGAGUUUUAUUUGCUUCAAUUCGUAAACUCUCAAUCACAGCUUGUAAAAACCCCCACGUGGGAUAUCAAAUACGC